Molecule: messenger RNA, 3423 nt
Organism: Sphaeramia orbicularis (orbiculate cardinalfish)
Lineage: Eukaryota; Metazoa; Chordata; Actinopteri; Kurtiformes; Apogonidae
Gene: usp5
Product: ubiquitin specific peptidase 5 (isopeptidase T)
Exons: 20
Coding region: 145-2691 (848 amino acids)
Biological process (GO): protein deubiquitination
Molecular function (GO): cysteine-type deubiquitinase activity; protein binding; zinc ion binding
Source: RefSeq, a predicted model, not a curated record
GUCUCAUGAUUCAUUCAGCAAAACACAGGCAGCACCAGGCAGGCUACUCAACGGACACUCUUCCAAGCCGGGGAAUCUAAAGGCUGGGGGUCCAAACUCCGAGGAGCAAGUGUCCCACUGAAAGGCGGAACGAGCUAGCUUGUCAUGGCGGAUGUUGGUGAGGUUUUGAUGUCGGUUUUGUCCACAAUUCGGGUUCCGAAGCCCGGGGAUCGAGUCCACAAAGACGAAUGCGCCUUGUCAUUUUCCUCGCCGGAAAGUGAAGGAGGUUUGUACGUGUGUAUGAACAGUUUCCUGGGAUUUGGUAGUCAAUAUGUGGACAGGCAUCAUGCGAGAACUGGCCAGAGGGCUUAUCUGCACAUCACCCGGACUCGUAAGGCAAAGAAGGAUGAUGACAAUAACUCCGGAUCUGGGCAUCCACCCAAGAAAAAGCCAACAAGACUGGCUAUAGGGAUUGAAGGAGGUUUUGAUGUGGAGCAGGAGCAGUAUGAGGAGGAUGUGAAGGUUGUCAUCUUACCCGACAGACAAGAAGUGACAUCAGAUGACCUUGCAACAAUGUCUGAUGUUGUGAAAGAGCGGGUGUCCCUGUCAAUGGCUGGCAUCAUGGCAGCUGACUCAGUGUCUCAUACAUUACAAGUUCAACAGUGGGAUGGAGAGGUCAGACAGGAGUCAAGACAUGCCGCUGACCUUAAACAGCUUGACAAUGGACUCAAGAUCCCUCCCAGUGGCUGGCGGUGUGAGGUAUGUGACCUCCAGGAGAAUCUUUGGAUGAAUCUUACGGAUGGCAAAGUGCUUUGCGGUCGCAGGUAUUUUGACGGUUCUGGGGGAAACAACCACGCCCUACUCCACUUCCAGGAGACAGCAUACCCACUUGCUGUCAAGCUUGGUACCAUCACUCCUGAUGGAGCAGAUGUAUACUCCUAUGAUGAGGAUGACAUGGUACUCGAUUCCAAGUUACCAGAGCACUUGGCUCACUUUGGCAUUGACAUGAUGACCAUGGAGAAGACCGAGCGGACAAUGACGGAACUGGAGAUUGCUGUGAACCAGCGUGUGGGUGAGUGGGAAGUGAUCCAGGAGUCAGGGACCACCCUAAGGCCUCUUUUUGGCCCUGGUCUCACUGGCAUGAAGAACCUGGGAAACAGCUGCUACCUCAACUCUGUCAUGCAAGUGCUCUUCACGGUUCCAGAUUUCCAGAGCAAGUAUGUAUCAAACAUUGACAAGAUUAUUGAUGAAGCUCCGAGUGACCCCAGCCAGGACUUCAAAACCCAAGUAGCCAAGCUCGGUUAUGGUCUCUUGUCAGGAGAAUAUUCCAAACCAGCACCAGACCCAGGAGACGAAAAUGGUGCAUCUGAACCCAGGGGAGACCAAAUCGGUAUAGCGCCACGAAUGUUCAAAGCACUUGUUGGGCGGGGCCACCCAGAGUUUUCCACUAAUCGACAACAGGAUGCUCAGGAGUUUUUAUUGCACUUCAUAAACAUGGUGGAGAGGAAUUGUCGCUCUGGGCCCAACCCAUCUGAAGCCUUCAGAUUCCUGGUGGAGGAGAGGAUUGUGUGUCAGCAGUCACAGAAAGCCAAGUACACACAACGUGUGGACUACAUUGUACAGCUACCUGUACCCAUGGAUCAGGCCACCAACACAGAGGAACUGCAGGAGGCUGAACGUCGGCGUGAGGAAGGUGACACAACAGCCCCUACGGUUCGAGCCCAAAUCCCUUUUACAGCUUGCAUGGCGGCCCUCAGUGAACCAGAGGUGCUCACAGACUUCUGGAGCUCAGCUGUGCAGGCCAAGACUACUGCUACCAAAACAACUAGAUUUGCCUCUUUCCCUGACCACCUGGUUAUCCAGAUUAAGAAGUUUACAUUUGGCCUUGACUGGGUCCCCAAGAAACUGGACGUGAGCAUCGACGUUCCUGAUACUCUGGACCUGAGUGCUCUGUGUGCAACUGGCCAGCAGCCUGGGGAGGAGCUCCUACCAGAGGUGGCCCCGCCCCCACUCAUGACCCCAGAUGUGGAGGUUAAAGGUAUCCUGGGUUCCCAUGGCAACGACGAGGACGACUCGCUCUACUCCCCACUGCUGUCUCCAGUCCUUGAUGACUCCACUGUGUCCCAGUUAUGCGAAAUGGGAUUCCCCCUGGAGGCUUGCAGGAAAGCAGUUUACUACACUGGGAAUACUGGAAUCGAUGCUGCCAUGAAUUGGAUCAUGGGCCACAUGGAUGACCCAGACUUCUCUGCUCCGCUGGUGUUGCCAGGCUGCAGUUCCGGUGCAGGAACCACGCCCACUGAGAGUCUGUCCGAGGAGCACCUGGCAACCAUCGUUUCCAUGGGCUUCAGCAGAGACCAAGCAACCAAAGCUCUUCGUGCCACGAGUAAUGUUCUGGACCGAGCUGUGGACUGGAUUUUCUCCCACCUGGAUGACCUAGAAUCCAUGGAUGUGUCUGAAGGAGGCCGAUCAGCUGCAGAGAGCGAGGGGGGGAGGGAACCACCGCCUGGGCCUCGUGUCCGGGAUGGACCUGGCAAGUAUGAGCUGUUUGCAUUCAUCAGUCACAUGGGGACGAGCACGAUGUGUGGCCACUAUGUCUGUCACAUCAAGAAGGACCAGCAGUGGGUCAUCUUCAACGAUCAGAAAGUGUGCGCUUCGGAGAAACCUCCCAAAGACCUGGGAUACCUCUACUUCUACCGGAGAGUGGCUGAAUGAGACAAAGGAAUGUGAUGCGGGUGCAUAACAACAUGCAAACAUUCAUUGUCUCCACACUCCACACCAAGCUCUUAUGAAAGCCCAGGCACGCUUCACAACUGACAAAACUGUAAAUAAAUCUCCCAGAUUGCUUAUAUACACAGUUAAAUUGGUGCAAAUGUACAUAAUAAGGUGUUGGGAUGGGGUAGAUGUUCCUUUUGAUCCACUGAUAAUAAACCGUGGGACUUUUCAGACUGUUUGGAAACUCUGAACACUGAAAACCGAAGCAUUACUCAGCAAAUGAAUCCAGAUCAAACAUGCUCUAUGGAACAGACCCCCAAGCGAGACCUUUCUCACUAAGUCUUUUCACUCUUUACUAAGUUUGCUGUACUGCCGUUGUUAACCCACGUCCAGGCUAUUGAUUUCCAGUGCCGUCUGUAGUCACUGCCCUCCCCCAUCCAAAACACUUUGUUGUUUUCAGCCCCCUCUUAUGAUUGGACCGAGCACCAAGUUCUCCACCUGUUUCAGUGAAGAAAUAAGUAAUAACAGUUCAGAAUGUCAUGAAGUGGAAUAAAUUAACAGUUCAAAGAUGUGUUUAAAAAGGAAAAAAUAAAAAAACGUCAAACACCAAAAUGGCUUGAUUUUCUUAAAAGUCUGGUGAGGGUAAUAUCUAGCUGAUUUUUUUUUUUUUUAUUUUCCAAACAGAUCCUUUGUUACUUCUGCUGUGGCAAAUAAAGGUUUUCCUUUUGAUCA